AUGGAAAUGCUACUCAUUACCGCCAUCUACUGCAUGGCGUGGAGCAAAUCUGGCCAAAAAAUAACUACAUUUUUUGUGGGAGUUGUACCUUCGGCUUCUGCCACGCAAAGCAAGUCUGCUCCCGCCAAGCCCAACUACAGCCUGAAGUUCACUUUAGCAGGUCACACAAAGGCAGUGUCUUCGGUAAAGUUCAGCCCGAGCGGAGAGUGGUUGGCCAGUUCAUCGGCCGACAAAUUAAUAAAAAUCUGGGGGGCCUACGAUGGCAAGUUCGAAAAGACGAUAUCUGGACACAAGCUGGGAAUUUCAGAUGUCGCCUGGUCGUCUGACUCCAACCUCCUGGUCUCUGCGUCUGACGACAAAACCCUUAAGAUCUGGGAUGUCAACUCGGGGAAGUGCCUGAAAACUCUAAAAGGUCACAGCAACUAUGUCUUCUGUUGCAACUUCAACCCACAGUCCAACCUGAUCGUCUCUGGAUCGUUUGACGAGAGUGUUAGAAUAUGGGACGUGAAGACGGGUAAAUGUUUAAAAACGCUGCCGGCUCACUCCGACCCGGUGUCCGCGGUCCACUUUAACAGAGACGGCUCCCUGAUCGUGUCAAGUAGCUACGACGGUCUAUGCCGUAUCUGGGACACGGCUUCGGGGCAGUGUCUAAAAACUCUCAUAGAUGACGACAACCCGCCGGUGUCUUUUGUAAAGUUUUCUCCAAAUGGAAAAUACAUCCUGGCAGCGACGCUGGACAACACGCUGAAGCUCUGGGACUACAGCAAGGGAAAAUGUCUAAAGACCUACACGGGCCACAAAAACGAGAAAUACUGUAUAUUUGCGAACUUCUCCGUCACCGGUGGAAAGUGGAUCGUGUCCGGAUCGGAGGACAACAUGGUGUACAUCUGGAACCUUCAGACUAAAGAGAUCGUCCAGAAACUACAGGGACACACAGAUGUGGUGAUCUCUACAGCCUGUCAUCCUACAGAGAACAUCAUCGCCUCCGCAGCUUUAGAAAAUGACAAAACCAUCAAGCUAUGGAGAAGCGACUGUUAG
This is a messenger RNA of Knipowitschia caucasica, 1038 nucleotides long. Lineage: Eukaryota; Metazoa; Chordata; Actinopteri; Gobiiformes; Gobiidae. The record is from the annotation of a GenBank genome assembly.